Molecule: messenger RNA, 1005 nt
Organism: Anisakis simplex (herring worm)
Lineage: Eukaryota; Metazoa; Nematoda; Chromadorea; Rhabditida; Anisakidae
Source: the annotation of a GenBank genome assembly
GCAAAAUACAAUCGCUUUGCGUCGAGGAUAAAGGAAACUCAACAAAUGGAUAUAGGUGAAAUGGCGCAGCUCGCUGAUCAUAAUCAAAAGAUGAAUAAUGAGCAGUUAUUUGCUGAUACUGAAACUCACUUGAGGGCGUUGAGACAGCAUUCGGUGACACUACCGAAAAAUUUUGAUUCACGUGAACGAUGGCCAUUGUGCUGGUCUGUACAUCAAGUGGCAAAUCAAGGUGGAUGUGGCUCUUGUUGGGCAAUGUCAGCUACCUCAGUUAUGUCAGAUCGUAUAUGCGUUGCUUCAAACUACACACUGCAAUCGCAAGUCUCAGCGCAAGAUUUAACUUCUUGUUGUACUGAAUGCGGAGGAUGUCAAGGCUCUCAUUGGGCUCUGUCAGCGUUUACGCAUUGGAAGGAGCAUGGCAUCGUUACUGGUGGCAAUUAUGGUAGUUCCGAAGGAUGCAAGCCGUAUGUCGUGCCAGCGGACUGUGGUAUUCCAUGUUCUGUGGAAUUUUAUCAGAAAGAGAAUACACCGCACUGUGAGAAAAAAUGUCAAGAUCUGUAUGCAAAACAGUACGAUGAUGACCUAACCAAGGGCGCAUCAGCAUACUGGAUUCGUGCGGACAAAGGAAGUAGUGAAACAACACCAAUUAUACAGUCAACUAUCCGGAAGAUUAUUCCUGAAAGUGACGCAGUUGAAAUGCUAAAACGUGAAAUAUAUUUGUAUGGUCCGGUGCUUGCUUGUUUCACUGUUUACGAUGAUUUUCAACACUACAGUUCGGGUAUUUAUCAACCGUUCACGUUUCCUGGAGCGCAAGAACUGUACGGACAUUGUGCGAAGCUGAUUGGCUGGGGCGAAGAGAGCGAUGAAAAAUACUGGCUUUAUAUGAACACAUGGGGUCGUGACUGGGGAGAGUAUGGUUCGAUUGUCUCCUCACUUUGUUUCUUCCGUAUAACGUUAUCGGAAGCACCUGAAGAGGCAGUUGCCGGAAUUGCGAAAGUAAUGAAAUGA